AUGCCGCCUCUCCUGGUCACCCUGUUCCUCCUUCAUUCCUGCUUCCUCCGAGGAAAUGGCCACCUCCGGGAAGGCCUGACGUUGCUCAAGACAGAGUUUGCACUUCGCCUCUACCAGAGUGUGGCAGCGGGUAGAAACGGGACAAACUUUGUCAUCUCUCCUGCUGGUGUGUCCCUCCCGCUAGAGAUCCUGCAGUUUGGGGCAGAAGGAAGCACGGGCCGGCAGCUGGCAGAUGCUCUGGGGUACACUGUCCAUGACCAAAGGGUGAAAGAUGUCCUGCACGCCGUUUAUGCCGCACUACCCAACUCCAGCCAAGGUGCCGACGUGGAGCUGGCCUGCAGCCUUUUUGUGCAGGCAGGGACGCCCUUGUCCCCAUGCUUUGUGGAGCAGGUCUCCUGGUGGGCCAACAGCAGCCUGGAGCCAGCCGAUCUCACCGAGCCCAAUGGCACCACCAUCCAGGCCAGCGAAGGGACCUCCAGACAGACCACAGGUGAGGCCCCGCCAUGGGAACAGGUCAGUGCUGCAUUCGCUCAACUGGUGCUGGUGAGCACCAUGUCCUUCCAAGGCACUUGGCGAAAGCGGUUCUCCUCCACUGACACGCAGCUCCUGCCUUUCACCUGUGCCCACGGCCUCAUCCUCCAGGUCCCCAUGAUGCAUCAAAUGGCCGAGGUCAACUACGGUCAGUUCCAGGAUGCUGCAGGCCAUCAGGUGGGCGUGCUGGAGCUGCCAUACCUGGGAAGCGCAGGGAGUCUGUUCCUGGUGCUGCCCCGUGACAAAGACGUUCCGCUGGGCCAUGUUGAGCCACACCUCACAGCCAGCAUCAUCCACUUCUGGACCACCAGCCUGCGGAGAACCAGGAUGGAUGUGUUCCUACCCAGAUUCAAGAUCCAAAAUCAAUUCAACUUAAAAAGCAUUUUAAACUCUUGGGGCGUCACUGAUCUUUUUGAUCCACUGAAAGCUAACUUGAAAGGAAUUUCAGGACAAGAUGGCUUUUAUGUUUCUGAAGCAAUCCACAAGGCUAAGAUCGAGGUUCUAGAGGAAGGUACCAAGGCAUCUGCAGCUACAGCUCUGCUGUUACUGAAAAGGUCGCGGAUUCCUAUUUUUAAAGCAGAUCGGCCAUUCAUCUUUUUCCUGAGAGAACCCAACACAGGUAUUACAGUAUUUUUUGACAGGAUUCAGAUAAAUUAAAUAUUUAUCAGUGUCUCUCUGGCAACAAGGGCUCAUUUGUCCACUACAGCCUAAAACAAGCAUUCCUUCUAGCUGUUUCUAUGGUGCCUCAGAAGCCUCCCAAGUUGCUGUGUCUUGUAUCCUGAGAAAGGGGACUAUUUCAUAAGUACAAAGGAAGCUAUUAUCCCCCAUGCUUUCUGCCUUCUCAUUCUCUCAGCUCAAUUAUAGUUGAGGUCGAUUUUUAAAAAUUCAGAUUUCUACUUCUUGAAAGACUUGGAAAAAUCAUGAAAGUAAAAUAAAUUCUAAAUCUUGCUUUUUUCCCCGCUGUCCUCCACCUUUCUUGUCAUUUUAGGAAAUCACUAGAGUAUAACAGAGUGACUCUAGUAUUCUAGUGACUCUAGCAUUCUAGUGACCACCUCUAGAUUUCUAUACUGUUUUCU
This is a messenger RNA of Carlito syrichta (Philippine tarsier), 1607 nucleotides long. RefSeq names its product serpin family E member 3 (gene SERPINE3). The record is from RefSeq and is a predicted model, not a curated record. The coding region runs from base 1 to 1188 and encodes 395 amino acids. The transcript has 7 exons. Gene Ontology annotation, molecular function: serine-type endopeptidase inhibitor activity. Gene Ontology annotation, biological process: negative regulation of endopeptidase activity. Lineage: Eukaryota; Metazoa; Chordata; Mammalia; Primates; Tarsiidae.